AUGUCUGCCAACAUGUCCGCCAUCACUGCUAAGGGUGCUUGCCCUCCUGCCGGCCCCUACUCCCAAGCCAUCCGCGCCAACGGCCAAAUCUUCGUCUCCGGCCAAAUCCCCGCCGACUCCACCGGCGCCCUCGUCACCGGCAACAUCGGCGACCUGACUCAAGCCUGCUGCAACAACAUCCAGGCCAUCCUGACCGCCGCCGGCUCCGAGGUGUCCAAGAUUGUCAAGGUGAACGUCUUCUUGACCGAUAUGGCCAACUUUGCCGAGAUGAACGCUACCUACGAGAAGUUCUUCGUGCACAAGCCUGCUCGCAGCUGUGUUGCUGUGCACCAGUUGCCUAAGGGCGUGCCUGUCGAGAUUGAGUGUAUUGCUUUGGAGUAG
Messenger RNA from Penicillium daleae, 381 nucleotides. Its product is annotated as Protein mmf1. Bases 1 to 381 code for a protein of 126 amino acids. NCBI's taxonomy places the organism in Eukaryota, Fungi, Ascomycota, Eurotiomycetes, Eurotiales, Aspergillaceae. Gene Ontology annotation, molecular function: deaminase activity. The record is from RefSeq and is a predicted model, not a curated record. The transcript has 3 exons. Gene Ontology annotation, cellular component: mitochondrion; cytosol.